CCCGGUUGUCUGCCUAGCAACCGUAAACGUCAUGGGAAUGUUGUUGUUUUUUUCUUACUGGUUGAGCUUAGCCAAUCACCGGCUCGCUCUGAAUUAUUGCGCUAUUGAUCGCCCCGAGCGCCUCUUUCUUUGCCUUGUUGACUGCAGGAGAGCGGAGCGCAGGUUGAGGAUGACGGACAGGAUGGCUCUGCGCUCUGCGCCCCUCUGGCUCCUGUUGCUGGGGGUGGUCGCUCUCCAGCAGAUGUGCCUCGGCUCCUCUUCCCAUUCCCUCAAGAUUCCCCUCUUCGCCAUCUUGGAGCCCAGUCAGGAACUGUCCCAGUUGGUUAUUCUGGCGCAUAUGGAUGGUCAGAUCUUGGCUCACUACGACAGCGACAGCAGGAGCGUUCAGCCUCGCGUCUCCUGGAUGGAAGAGAUGAGGAACGAUAUUCCGCAGUACUGGCAGGUUCUGACCGAUAUAGCUCGAAACAAUGAUAAUAACUUCAGAGAAAACCUGGAGAAUCUGAGGACUCACUACAAUCAGAGCAAAGGCGUUCACAUCAUACAGGAGAUUGCAAGCUGUGAUCUCCAGGGAGAUGGGAGCAAAGAAGGGUUUCUUCAGAUAGCUUAUGAUCGGGAGCUCAGAGACAGCUACCGCAUGCAUCCUUACGAUAGAAAGAUCUGCAUUGAGAUGCUAGAGAAGUGCCUGUUAUACGGGAAGGAGGUGCUGCUGAGGACAGAGCCCCCAGUGGUGACGAUGACCAGAAGGAUGGCAGCUGAAGAUGGGAUGGAAACACACAUCUGUCGGGUCUACGGCUUCUACCCCAAAGAGAUCGAUGCCGCCUGGAAAAGGGACGGGGAGGUCUGGCUGCAGGACACCCUCCAUGGGUUUGUAGCCCCCAACGCAGAUGGGACCUACCACUAUUGGCUCAGCAUCCAGAUCGAUCCCAAAGAGAGGGGCCGCUAUCGGUGCCACGUGAAGCAUGAUAGCCUGCAGGAGCCUCUGGACGUGGCCCUGAAGGUUCCAGAAUCCAACCUGGGGCUCAUCGUCGGCUGCGUUGUGGCUGGUCUUGUCCUGGUGUGUGUGAUGGUUGGGACUUUGAUAUUCUUCAGAAGUCACAGCUCCGGCCAGGGUAAGAUGGAGGAAGCUGCUUCUCUAUGAACAAUUUUGCCUCUUACAGGAGUACUUGGGAGAUGGACGAAUGACAAGGAAUUAAUGUUUUUUAAAUACACCUCAUUGUGCCUGAUUCUGGUGAAACCAGGAUUUCUUUGGAAAGACCUGGAAGAAAGGAUAGAUACAGGUAGUCCUCAACUGAUGACUAUUUAUCGAAUGAUGGUCUGGAAUUACAAUGACCUCAGAAAGGGUCAUACGGUCCAGCACUAAUUUGUCACCACUCUAUGGCCUCAUGGUCAUGAUCUAGAUCAGUGGUUCUCUGUGGAUCAGGACCCCAUUUGGGGUCAAACGACCAUUUCACAGGGGUCGCCAAACAACGCAAUCCGCCAUUUUUUCCCCCCUUUUCCUUAGCU
Crotalus tigris (Tiger rattlesnake) is the source of this 1503-nucleotide messenger RNA. RefSeq names its product major histocompatibility complex class I-related gene protein-like. The coding region runs from base 32 to 1138 and encodes 368 amino acids. Gene Ontology annotation, biological process: immune response. The transcript is spliced from 6 exons. Gene Ontology annotation, cellular component: external side of plasma membrane. NCBI's taxonomy places the organism in Eukaryota, Metazoa, Chordata, Lepidosauria, Squamata, Viperidae. The record is from RefSeq and is a predicted model, not a curated record.